Hydatigera taeniaeformis is the source of this 1800-nucleotide messenger RNA. Lineage: Eukaryota; Metazoa; Platyhelminthes; Cestoda; Cyclophyllidea; Taeniidae. The record is from the annotation of a GenBank genome assembly.
AUGGAUACCUUGCGUGUUUUCGAGGAUUGGCGAAAGCUGUCCUCAGUAAGGAGCUCGCGUGUAGAAUUACUUCGUCAAGCUCUUCAACACAUACCGUCAAGUUCUGUGUCGUUCUCUGAGGUUCUGCGGCAGUAUCAGUACUAUGUAGACAGCAUCGAAGACGGAGCAAAUAAUUUUGCUGAGGAAGUGCUGAAAAAUGGUGACGAUGACGGCUCUGGUAAUUCAUUUCACCACUUCUCAUGCUCAACAGGCACGCCUGAGUGGAGGAGCACUUUUGAUGUGAAGUUUAUACUUGAUCAUAUUAAGGAGGAACCCUUACUAGACUACGGGCUCCCCUUGGCUGACAUCCACAACAUUACCACCUCAACAGCUGAGCAGCUUAAGAAUAUCAUUGACAAAGUACUCAGGAAAGCACCGGAGUUGGAACUGGUAGUGAGAGCACCCGUUCGAGGCGGCACUUUGUUAAAUCGCAAAGCUCAAUUUGCCAAAAUCUCGCGUGAGCCCGUCAUGAGGGAGAGUACUAGUCUCUUCAAUGUAGACACCGUUCCGUCUGCCAAGGUAAGAGAAGUUGAACCUGAUUCCAAGUGUUUCUGUUUUUUGUUCAAAUUUGGAUUGUGUUCCUCAAGUGUAGUCUUUCUUACCUGCAAAACUCCAUCGUCAAAAUCAGAAGAACCUGCCCAAUGUAGACCAACUUUUAUCACUGCAAGACAGCAGCUUUUGGUAAACGCGCAGGUGCAACAGUCCGCACAGUCAGGUUCUGCGGUGUCAAGGUCGGAAAGCACACGAAAGACAUUGGGCGGUCGUGGUUCACGCACAGCUUUUGUGCCGCCGUUUACGAGGUCAAGUAAUGAAGUUUCACAGACAGCGGCAACGGACUCCAGUUCCAGCCGUCAACCGAACCCCUUGAUUCCAUCUUCAAAAAUGACUCCAGAGGAUGAGAGUGACGGCCUCUCGGAUGAGCGUCUUAAACAAUUCGAUCAGAAGAUCAUCGAUCUCAUCAUGAGUGAGGCAAGACGAGCCUUCAUGAUAUUCAUUGCCCAAUCAGAUAUUUUUACCGGUCUCCGGGGUCCACCAAAGGGCCUGCUACUCUUUGGACCUCCAGGAACGGGCAAAACAUUGAUCGGGAAAUGUAUUGCCUCUACGAGUCAGUCGACCUUCUUCAGCAUCAGCGCAUCCUCUCUUACUUCAAAAUGGGUCGGCGACGGAGAAAAAAUGGUUAGGGCUCUUUUCACGAUCGCUCGCAUUCACCAACCGUCGGUCAUUUUUAUCGACGAGAUCGACUCUCUUCUCUCCCAGCGCAGCGAAAUGGAACACGAAUCGAGCCGACGUAUCAAGACCGAGUUCUUGGUUCAGCUGGAUGGUGUGGCUACCGGAUCCGAGGAUCGGCUUCUCCUUAUUGGUGCGACCAACCGACCUCAGGAAUUGGAUGAGGCAGCAAGAAGGCGUUUCGUCAAGCGGCUUUACAUCCCUCUCCCUUGCUUACAAGCCAGGAGAGAGAUAGUAGACCGGCUCAUCCGACAGCAAAAACAUAGCCUAACACCGGAUGACCUCGACACAGUCGCGGCCAAAUCUGAAGGAUUUUCCGGUGCUGACGUCGCUAAUCUCUGUCGGGAGGCUGCUAUGGGUCCCAUUCGAGGAUUGCCGCUAGAGGUCAUUCAGUCAAUCUCUUGCCAAGACGUCCCGCCAGUUCGGAUGAGCGACUUCCUAAUGGCCUUCAAGCACGUGAAGGCAAGCGUCUCUCCAAGCGAUUUACAACACUAUUUAUCAUGGAAUCAGCAGUAUGGGAGCUUUCAGGUGUGA